AGUGUGCGUGUUUAAUGACGCCAGCACGGCACCUGUGCCAGUGCGCCUGCGCAGAAGAACAAGGAACAGGAAGAGUUGAUUAGCAAAACAAAGCUUCAGUUAUGUCUUUGUUGAACGGAUAACAAGUGUGGCUGCUCUCACUCCCAGCGUCAGCCAUGGCGUGCUGCACAUCCUCCCCCAGGCUGUGCUCCCGCUCCUCGGCCUACACUCUGGCCCUCGGCCUGGGCUUCGUGACCCUCGGGACCAGCCGCAUCCUGCUGCUCAAGUUCUCCGCCAAUGCUCAGAACAAGUAUGACUUCCUCCCUGCGUCCGUCAACCUGCUCGCAGAGCUGCUCAAGCUGCUGUUCUGCCUGGCGAUGUCCAUCAGGGUCAUAGUCCGAGAGGGACGGUCAUGCAGAGAGCUGGGCUGGUCCUCCAGCAGCUCAUUCCUUCACUCCCUGAAGUGGGCCAUCCCUGCUUUCCUCUACUUCCUCGACAACCUCAUCAUCUUCUACGUGAUGACAUACCUGCAGCCUGCCAUGGCGGUGUUGUUCUCCAACGUUGUCAUCCUGACCACAGCUGUGCUUUUCAGAAUUGUUCUUAAGAGGCGUCUGUCCUGGGUUCAGUGGGCAGCCUUAGUCAUCCUCUUCCUCUCCAUUGUGUCCUUAACGAUGGGAUCGGGACGCAGCCAGAACGCCAUCGCUGUGCCUGGUCUCCACUCCACCUCCCUCUCCAAGCCCUCCAACAGCUGCUUACUGUACACACAGCUGCUGGAGCAGAUGAGGAACAGCAGUGCCAGUGGAUCUUGGGAGUCGUCGCUCCCCGGUCAGGCCUGGAGGGACCGGGUUGUGGAGAAGCUUCAGACCCUGGGUGUGGGUCACAUCCUGCUCCUCCUCCAGUGCUUCAUCUCCGCCAUGGCCAACAUCUACAACGAGAAGAUCCUGAAAGAAGGAGACCAGAUCACAGAGAGCAUCUUCAUCCAGAACAGUAAACUGUACGCCUUCGGUGUGGUGUUCAACGCGCUGACCCUCGGGCUCGGCAGUGAAGCACGAGGACUCACGGUGCACUGUGGCCUCCUGCACGGACAUAACGUCUUCUCCCUGGGGCUGGUGCUCGUCACCGCCGCCCUGGGUUUAUCUGUGGCCUUCAUCCUGAAGUUCAGAGACAACAUGUUCCACGUCCUGACGGGCCAGAUCACCACCGUCCUGGUCACCGCGCUCUCCCUCUUCCUCUUCGACUUCCGGCCCUCGCUGGACUUCUUCCUGCAGGCUCCCAUGGUCCUGCUGGCCAUCUUCAUCUACAACGCCAGCCGGCCCAAAGACCUGGAGUACAGCCUGGUGCAGGAGAAGCUGCGAGUCGUCAACGGGGAGGUGUUUGAGAGGUCCAGAGGGGACGGCGAGGAGCUGGAGCUGCUGACGAAGCCCAACACGGACAGCGACUCUGACGAGGAGUCUCUGUAGUUGCCUCUCAUUGGACAGAAGACUUUGUGAACCUGUUCUCCUGAACAAAGCACAGCUGCGUUACGUUGACUGCCUGCAGGUAAACUGCGUCUGACGCUGCGGAUCGGUUCUGUGAUGACCACUCGUGAUUUUUAAGGCUUGUGUGUAUAUUUUGAAACGUGCCUGUCUGUGAAUAAGUGCUUUCAUUGAAGGGGAGUUUGACGUUUUGAACCGAAGUGCUACUUUUACAUAUUUUGGGGCCUGUAUCACAGAAGAGAACACAACGUUUGGGUGUUGCUCCUGUGGUUUGCUUCAGCUGGAAGUUCCUUAGCAGUUUGUCGCUGCUGCAGAAUAAUCCCUACAUACCAGCUGACCAAUCAGAGCUCAUCCUGAGUAUAACGGUCCUGUCUUUGAGACUUUAAGUUUGCAAGCUUGCACAUGAGAUGCACAAGUUCUUUUAUGUUGUGUUAUUUAAAUGAUGCUUCAAAACAAUCCUUCCAGUCGUUCUCUCAGAACAAACUCCAGAGUCUUAUUUUGCCACCUGAAGCGACCCUUGGAGCAAUCCCAAACCUGGACCCACCAGCCAAUUAGACCCCAAACCAUGUUACCACAGGGCCAGACUUCAGAACUCCCCCCCCUGGUGUCGUGGAGGAGACGCUGUAUUUGCUGUUUGGGAUCAUGAAUGGUUUCUUUUAUUGAGAGUUUACUUCUUCUGAUGAUUCCUGCUGUGUGUGCAGAGAUUUGACCAGCAUCCACUUUUGAGUCAGGGUUUAGGAUUGUAUAAAUAAAUGUGCAAUAUUUGGAGUUAUUGUUAAACCGUGUGAGGUGUUCAGUCAGUUGAUGGUUCAUUUUAAAACUAGGGCUGGGCGAUUACUCCAAACCGGCAUCCAGACCCUGUUAAUGUUGGUUAUAUUUUAACCCUGUGCAAUAUUUCAUCUUUGUGUUGCCUUCAGUAUUUUAAAACCACAAAGGUAAGAUGUGUACUGAGCCCCUCAAGUGACAUGGGCAGAAUUAAAACAUUUGAUAUGUUCCUGUGCAAACCAGAAGCUAACCCGUGCUCAUGUGAAAAACUUCUUGAGAUCACAAUAUGUUAUUGCGUACUCGUGUGAAAGUUUCCCAUGCUCACAACAAAGUUUCCCAUGUGCACAAGUCACCAAGUGUGCACUGGAGAUCAACCAGUGCAUCACUGUCUUCCAGUUUGGAUCUAAAAAUGACCGUACAGCAAUUAAUUGAGCUUUACUUCAACCUUGGGCUUCAUUCAGGGUGUAAAAUUAACACCCGGCAAUGGCAGGUAAAGAAUUAACAAAAACACACACACCUGCCAGUGGCUGAUGGAACAUUUUUUUUUUUUUAACUUAAUUUUUAUUCAUUUCUCUCAUCAACAAUACAAUGUGAAAAAUGUCUUUUUUUUUUUUCUUUUUCCAGCUGUAUAGUUCCAUUCAGACAUUAUGAUAGAAUCAGAUAACACAAAUACAAUAAAGCAAAAUGUCCACUCCAGAGAAUAAACAUACAAACAAUAUUACACACAUACAUACAAGUAUGAGAAUAAAUGUUCAUAUGAGUAAAGGAGAAAUGAAAAUCCUAAUUAAAUAUUGUAAUCAUGAAGAAAUAAAUUCUAAUCCACUCAGAUAUAUCACGUGUCAAAGUACAGGUGUGAAGUUGAAACCAGGAGAAAGUAAUGCAUGAUCUUGGUCUGCCCCUAAAUUAAACAUCACUCUCUAUUGCAUUAGUAAAGCCAGCACAGGUCUCCACCUUGUUGUAAAAGUUUCUCUUUGGAGUCUUAAUUGGUAUGUAAUUUGUUCCAUUUGAUAAAUGUCCCAAACCUUCUGGAUCCAUGUAUUGUAAGUGGGAGGGUCUGGUUUCAACCAGCGUAUGGUGAUGCACUUCAGGGUCGCUGUAGACAGGAUAUUAAACAAGAACUUUUUGGCCCUCCCAUUCAGGCCAACUGGCAUCACUCUGAGUAUUGCCAACAAGGGGUCUUGAGGAAUGUCCUUUUGGAAGACCUCUUUCAGUGCAUCAAAUACUUGCCAAUGGAACAUUUUGUAUUGCAUGUGAGGUUUUGUUUUCAUCCUUUCGCCCAUUCCUGCUGAUUGUCAGGCUGUUUUGACCCUCGCGGCGCACUGUACUUGUGUUGUGAUUUGGUACGCCGGGAACGGCGUGACGUCAGCUACAUGAGUUCUUUUCAUUCCCUUUGCUUGAAGAAACACGGCAGGAAGAGCGUUUCAAGGAAGAUGUGGCGACCAUAGACUGGAAAUAAAAAUGGACAGCGUUGCUCCGCCUCUUCCCGUUGUACGGUUCUGAAGCCAAAAAAUCCCUCUCCUGGGCGCCGCCAUUGUGCAGCCAGAGCCUGUGAAGCCACUGUAAUAAGCUCCGCCUACAGCGUAACGUCACAAGACGCUGUGUGUCCUUCACUCUGCGGCGGCUGUGAAUCAAACAGGAAGUAAAACCCCGUUUUUUAAACUCUAAUAACCAACGAAGAAGAAACUUUUCAGGAAAAAGAGGCCUUGGACACAAAACAGUCAAAUACUAACUACAUAUCACCACAGCAUACGGAUGAGAGGAACAUUCGUACCAUGUGUAUUUAUUUUUUAAAGUUUGACUGCGACAGAUUUUUUGACCUAUACUGCAGCCAGCCACCAGGGGGCAGACACUCUGCUGACAGCUUCACCACCAGGGGUGCAUCCGGCUUCCUUGGUGGCGACACAUUCCCGGUGUGAAGCCGCCACAAACAAAAAGGAUAAACAAAGAGGCAGGAGACGAUCAGACAGCUAAACAGAGUAAUAUCACUAUAAUCCAUGUUUUACAGAAAACUGGAAAACUGACGAGGCUGGCCGACCUCGAUCCUGGCUGACUCACGACCUGACAAACCACACGAAGGAAAACCCAUUCGUUGUUGGCACAAUGAACAUAUAAUCAGGGAGUAUUAGGGACCAUGAAAAGUCAAAAUGCCACAGUGACAGCUUAAAAACCUCACAGCCUGUGAGCUCAACCCAGGUCAUCAAGUCAGUGACAGCUGCCUGUAUUCUUUAAGUGAUGCUUAAGUUGGAUUUUCAUAAUAAAACGUAUGUUAAUUAUUUUAAAUCAAAUAAGACAUGAUUUUUUUUAUUUGGCGGGUACAUUUCUGGAGGUCACUAGCCAAUGGCAGAUGAGGUAAAAAGUUAAUUUUACUCCCUGGCUUCAUUAUAAGGAUAUCAUGGCUUUGCUUUAUUGUCUCAGAACGGCUCCUAAAACUUACAUUCUGCCUCACUGUGUUUUGCCAGUUUAUUUCACCUGCGCAGGAAAUACUUUUUCAUACUCACAGGAAAUGAUCACGUGCUCAUGAGAAAGUUUCUUGUGCGAACACAAUAAUAUUUCGUGAUUUCAAGAAACUGCACGGUGGUGCAGUGGGUAGCUCUGUUGCCUCAUAGCUAGAAGGUUACUGGUUCGAAUCCCCGGUUGGGCAGGUGCCUUUCUGUGUGGAGUUUGUAUGUUCUCCUUGUGCAUGCGUGGGUUUCUCUCCUGGCACUCCUGCUUCCUCCCACAGUCCAAAAACAUGCUCACCAGGUUAAUUGAUCACUCUAAAUUGCCCGUGGGUGUGAGUGUGUGCGUGUGUGUGUCUGUGUUAGCCCUGUGAUAGGUUGGCGACCUGUCCAGGGUGUACCCUGCCUUCCACCUGAAGCCAGCUGGGAUAGGCUCCAGCUCCCCGUGACCCCUAACAGGAUAAGUGGUCAAGAUAAUGGAUGGAUGGAUGGAUCUCAAGGAAUUUCCUCUAGAGCACAGGAUAGUUUCUGUUGUGCAUGAGGACAUAUCUAAUUAUUUUUCCUGCCUAUGUCCCUUCAGGGGCUCCGUAGAUGUCCACUCUUUCAUUCAGCAAAUGAUCCCUGCUUAAUUUAUGGUGCAAACCUCAUCGAUGAACCACAAGGGCAAAAAUCAACAACAAAAUCCACCUUAAUGAAUCAUAAUUUAGGUCUUAAUUUGAGGCCGUAUCGCCCAGCUCUAGUUUAACCCAUGCAGGGAUCUUUUGCAACACAGCACAAAUGCACAAACUCUUAAAAAUAGCCGUGUAAUUGUAAAUUGUAGACGCACAAACCGCUGCUGUUACAGUGUGAGGGCUUUCAGUGUGUGUGACAUGAACAUGAAGCGUGACGCAGAGGAACGUAGGGACUCUCCUGAAAGCACAACAAGCUGGAUCCUGGUUCUCACUGCGCCUUGAAUGUUCAUCAAUCAGUAACUGUUUCAUGUGCUCAGACUGUGAAAUACUUACAUACAAUACUUGGAGAAUUCCUAUUAGUGCCAUGAAGUUGUAACACGUAUGAAUGCGUCUUGUUCUGAAAUAAACUGCAAAUAAAGUGCUUUAAAUUUG
Messenger RNA from Notolabrus celidotus (New Zealand spotty), 5760 nucleotides. It is a transcript of the gene slc35a5, whose product is annotated as solute carrier family 35 member A5. NCBI's taxonomy places the organism in Eukaryota, Metazoa, Chordata, Actinopteri, Labriformes, Labridae. The coding region runs from base 156 to 1439 and encodes 427 amino acids. Gene Ontology annotation, cellular component: Golgi membrane. Gene Ontology annotation, biological process: pyrimidine nucleotide-sugar transmembrane transport. The record is from RefSeq and is a predicted model, not a curated record. The transcript has 10 exons. Gene Ontology annotation, molecular function: pyrimidine nucleotide-sugar transmembrane transporter activity.